AAAUGGAUUGAAAAGUGGAUAUGUAGGAAUGAAUUAUCAGUCUCAAAAGAGUGAAGAAGCACAGAACAAGCAAAAGCAAAUGUAUCAAAGAGAAUAUUUAUAUCGUUGGUCAAGUUAUACUAUUGUACAAGUUAUUAUUAUUAUUAUCUUUUAUUUUUAUUUUUUUUACUCACAACUUUUACUCCCUUUAAUUAAUUUCUACAGUAGUAUAACUUGGCUAGAAGUAGACAUUGUCCCCAAAGUUAGCCAAAUAGCUACUUUGUCUACAAACCUUUUGAAAAAAAAAAUGACAAAGAAGAAUGGAGCUUAUUAUUAAAACAUCCUUUAAGAAGUGGUUGUGCUCCUACAGAAUAGUCAGUUACAAAAUUUAAAGAAUGGUUGUUGUGGCCAACCACACCGAAUUUAAUACAUAAUUUUUAUUUUUUUUAAUAUUAUAUUCAAAUUAAUUUUAUAUUUAAAAUAUUUUUAUUAUAUUAAGUAAAUAUAUAAAUUUCAAACUCCAAACUUCCAAUCCUCCGCCAAACGCCCGAACCAACCCUCCAACUUAAUUUUUUUUUAAAAAUGAUACUACCGUUUUGCCUCAAUUUUCUCCAAUGUAGCUUAAAAAGCCACCACCUGUGUCCAUCUGUUUACGAGUCUUUGCUCCAAUAAAUAUUUUUUGUUGCCAUUCUUAUUAAAGUACAACUGCCCCAACACUCUCCUCUCUCUCUCUCUCUCUCUCUCUCAGUCUCUCUCCCCUUCAUAAAUCAUCAUCAUCAUGCAUCCAUUUGGUUAAAGACUCAAAUUUUGAAACAAGAAGAGAGAACCCUUGAAGAAGGACAAGGGACUUAUUUUUUUGAGUAGAGUGGUGGGUGGGUGGGUGUGUUUGUUUUCGUAGGUUGAUGUGUGAAAGUAGCAGCAUCCCAGCAUCUCCUCAGGGCCAUUCCAAGUUGGCCCACUUGGAUUUGUUCAACAAAUUCAAGUUCUUGCAGGAGGAGCCUACACUAGGUGCUCUUGGCUGCUUCUUGAUAUUCAGCCUCCUCUUGCUGGAUUAUGGGUUUCUCAACAACCUCCUGGGGACAUCAACGUUCAAGACAACACCACCAUCAUUUCAGUUCAACUCCGAUGGAUCUUCUUCUUCUUCUUCAGACAAGCUUGCAGGGUUUCUUGAAAUGGAGAGUAGUGGUGGGUCAGGGUGUGAUAUCUUUAAUGGACAUUGGGUGUGGGAUCAGACCUACCCUCUCUACCAGUCACAAGAUUGUGGAUUCUUGGAUCAAGGCUUCAGGUGUGCUGAGAAUGGAAGGCCUGAUGCAUUCUACACUAAGUGGCGUUGGCAGCCCAAGAAUUGCAAUUUGCCCAGAUUCGAGGCGAAGACAAUGUUAGAGGAGCUUCGAGGCCGAAGAUUAGUGUUUGUCGGAGAUUCCAUCGGUAGGAACCAAUGGGAGUCCCUUUUAUGCAUGCUGUCUAUCGCAAUCCCGAACAAGACAUCGAUAUAUGAAGUUAAUGGGAACCCGAUAACUAAGCACUCGGGCUCUUUAGCUUUUAAGUUCCGGGACUUCGACUGCACUGUCGAGUACUACAGGGCACCUUUUCUCGUCCUGCAGAGCCGGGCGCCGGAUACGGCACCCGAUAGGGUCAAAAUGACACUAAAGCUCGAUAGAAUGGAUUGGAGCAGCAAUCGGUGGAAGGAUGCAGACGUGCUGAUUUUCAACACGGGACACUGGUGGAACUACGAAAAGACUAUCCGAGAGGGGUGUUACUUUCAAGAAGGGUUCGAGAUCAAGACGGAGAUGAGCGUAGAAAGUGCGUUUCGGAGAUCUAUCAAGACAGUGUUCGAUUGGAUCGGAAGCGAACUGAAUCUGACCAAAACUCAGUUAAUCUUCCGAACCUAUGCUCCGGUGCAUUUCAGAGGUGGGGACUGGAGGUCUGGUGGGAGUUGUCACCUGGAGACGAUCCCGGACUUGAGCGUGUCUUUGACUCCGUAUCUUGUCUCCUCCGACUCGUACAUCAAGUUCAAAACUGUUCUUGAUGUCUUAUCUGGGCAUCCGAUCAUGGCAGAUAUCGAUCUACUCAACGUGACGAGCAUGACAUCCAAGAGAAAAGACGGUCAUUCUUCUUUGUAUUACUUGCAUCCUUCAGUCGGACCAGUUUCUCUUCAUCGGCAAGACUGCAGCCAUUGGUGCCUCCCCGGGGUCCCUGAUUCAUGGAACGAGCUUCUCUAUGCAAUUUUCCUCCGGCGACACCUUAACAAAACAUCAUCAGCUUCCCAGCUAAAGCUGUAGGCUGAAUUCUUACAAGAGGGAUUGUAGUUAAAGCUUUUGUAGUUCUAGUAAUGGUUUUUUUUUUUUUUUUUUUCUGGAUUUCACUCCACUGCAUCAAGAAAAUUAUGUUAAAUACCAAAUCGGGAUUUUUGUUUCCAGUUGAGUGGAAACAGAUGUUGGUUCAUGUUUCCAUGGGACAACAGAAACAUUCAAGAUUGACAAAUGUAAAUACACUGAAAGGCAGUGAUUUAGAAGUAGCUUCUAAUUUAUGAUUCUUCUGUGUUCUUCCUAAAUCUAUUAUGUAUUUAAUUCAAUCACAUAUACAUAUAUUUCUCUGCAUAUUUUACGUUGAAAAGAUUUAGCAUAAA
Molecule: messenger RNA, 2608 nt
Organism: Andrographis paniculata
Lineage: Eukaryota; Viridiplantae; Streptophyta; Magnoliopsida; Lamiales; Acanthaceae
Product: protein trichome birefringence-like 10
Exons: 4
Coding region: 882-2261 (459 amino acids)
Cellular component (GO): Golgi apparatus
Molecular function (GO): O-acetyltransferase activity
Source: RefSeq, a predicted model, not a curated record